AUGUCGCCUAGGGGACCUCCACCUGCGCCCCUACACCACUCCGCGAAUGAGACGACCCUUUCCAACGGGGCCACGGUAUAUGGCAGGCGUAAAGUAGACGCAGUGCGGCCCAUCGCCGAGAUCGUGGGCAAGCAUAAGACCGGGGGUGAGCACUUCGGCGUCUUCAAUGUCCCCGGGGGUCACUGGACGCAGAUUCCGCUCGCGGACGAUUGGGGAGGGCGCAUGCCUCGCGCGAAAAUCUACUUACUCAGUCCGAAGAAUCGGGAGGUUUUGGGCACUACGUUUGAUCAGCUACUUCGGAAAGAAAAGCUAAGUCCCGCCACUAACCACACGCCGGUGGCACACCCUGUCUCCGUCGUCUGA
Penicillium alfredii is the source of this 363-nucleotide messenger RNA. RefSeq lists its product as uncharacterized. Bases 1 to 363 code for a protein of 120 amino acids. The record is from RefSeq and is a predicted model, not a curated record. The transcript has a single exon. Lineage: Eukaryota; Fungi; Ascomycota; Eurotiomycetes; Eurotiales; Aspergillaceae.